Ostrea edulis (European flat oyster) is the source of this 4458-nucleotide messenger RNA. Its product is annotated as gamma-1-syntrophin-like. Gene Ontology annotation, molecular function: structural molecule activity; protein binding. The record is from RefSeq and is a predicted model, not a curated record. The transcript has 14 exons. NCBI's taxonomy places the organism in Eukaryota, Metazoa, Mollusca, Bivalvia, Ostreida, Ostreidae. Bases 116 to 1516 code for a protein of 466 amino acids. Gene Ontology annotation, cellular component: dystrophin-associated glycoprotein complex; intracellular anatomical structure.
AAUUCUACCUUUUAUACAGAAGAGUUACUAACUUGUAAACCUUACCAGACGUUAAAUUCGUGAAUCGAUAUUAUUCUGUUGAAUUUAGCAUAGGUAAAAUGAAGAAGAUUGCUUCAUGAUGAACGAAGAUAAGACAGGCGUGGUGACUGUUCUUGAUUCCAUAGGGAAGCCCAGGACAGCAAAACUUGUCUUAACCACUGACACACUUAGUGUUCUUAAAGAGGAAAUAGUGUCAGUUGACAGUAAUGGAAAUGACCAGAUGCUCAAUCAGAUUCGAGAGGUACAUCUGGUUAGAGAUGAACAUGGAGGGUUAGGACUCAGUCUUAAAGGAGGUGCAGACUGCGGACUUCCUGUAUUUUUAUCUAAAAUGUCUCCCAAUCUUCCAGCUUCAAAUUCUGGGAAGCUAUUGAUUGGAGAUGCUAUUCUAAAGAUAAAUGAUGUUAUAUGUGAGACAAUGGAACAUGAUGCUGUUAUUGAGACGCUGAAAUCUGCAGGAGAUACAGUUAUUCUGACUGUCAAAUAUUUCAAACCAGCAGCACUCUUUCUCAAAAGAGAAUCACAAAGCAGUUCCAGUUCUCCAGGAAGUUCUCAGUCUCCGUCCCUCCCAGAACUUGAACGACAGUGGGUGGUGUGUGUUACUAUCCCCCUGCUGUUUGCCUACCUGUCCAGAUUUAUUCCUGGAACAGACAAACUUAGAACCAAUGCCUUCGAAGUUGUUGGAGUGAACUCUGCUUCAACAGGGGUUGUAUUAUGUGAAGACAGCAGAUCAUUGGCUGAUUGGAUCAGAGCAAUAACCAAUAAUAUAUCAGCAUUGUUGAAUCAUAUGGUAAAAAUGAGUAACAGAUUAUUGAUUCCAGAAGAUCAAGUUGUUCACAUGACCUGGACACAGGAAAGAGUAUCCCCCAUGCGACACUUUCAAGCCUGGAAACCCAAGUUUUUAUGUCUUAAAGGAGCCGAAAUCUGUCUCUUUGAUGUCCCUCCAAUGCAGACAAGAGAUUGGGUUCGCUGUGACACUGUGUUCAAAGUGUACGAGUGCAUGUUUAAGGUCCUUAAGGAUGUAGAGCUUUUGGAUGAUCGUCAGCACUGCUGCACUAUACACUGUGGUACCGGAGAGAAGUUUUACCUGAGUCUAGAGAGUCGAUCUGAUCUCCUACAGCUGGAGAAAGCUUGGUACAGAACCAACCACACCAGUAUAACCAGCGUAAAGAGCAAAACGUUUGGUUGCACUUGGAGAGGAAUGCUGUCUGGAUUGAUCCUCGAUCUGGAUUCUGGAUUUUCUUUGUAUGAUAAUGCUUCGAAGAGCUAUAUGUGGACAUACAAAUUCUCUCAACUGAAAGGAUCAUCUGAUGAUAACAGAUCCAAACUGAGAUUACAUUUCCACAGUGCUGAGAAUCCAAACAAUGUGGAAACAAGAGAGAUUCACUGCUCCAGUCUUCACACCCUUCUGUUCUGUAUCCAUGCCUUUUUGUCUGCUAAGCUGGCCUCGGUAGAUCCCAUGUUUCUCGGAAGCCAUUAACAUUUACCAUCAGAAUUACUGCAGACAUCGACAGAGAAUCAUAAAUUGUGUAUGCAGCUAUUUUUGCCCCUCUUUUAAACAGAACUGUAAAUUCUGUUCUUCUUGGUUUUAGAAUAGUGUUAAAUCUACUUUAAUACCAUUUAAUGAUAUUGAAUUGUCUUUGUGGUGUGGCACAUAAUUGUGUGAUGCAGGAGUUCAGUCCCUUUACUUAUCAGUAGAUGGUACAUUAUUGUGUGAUGCAGGAGUUCAGUCCCUUUACUUAUCAGUAGAUGGUACAUUAUUGUGUGAUGCAGGAGUUCAGUCCCUUUACUUAUCUGUAGCUGGUACAUUAUUGUGUGAUGUAGGAGUUAAGUCCUGUUAGCUAUCUGUAGAUCUGUCUGUAUAUUGUUUAUAUGAAUCUUUAUAGAAAUAUUGUAUCAGCUUAAUGGCUUAUAAAAGAUUUUUUUUGUCUGAAGUUAGCAUUUCUUGUAUCUCAUGAUAUUUUAUCUAUGGUAACUCCGUAAUUUUAGUCUAUCAGUCAGAUAACUUUUCUCAGAGAAAGAUUAUUUUUUAAUACAUAUUUUUCUCUUAUAUUUGAUAUUUAUUUAUCUUAUUUAGGAUUUUAUAUUAGCUGGAAAAAUAUUUUUGUUUACUCAAUGUCUUACUUAAAGUACAUGUACAUACAUACAUGUAUUUGUAGAUGUGUUCACUUGUUACAAUGUUAAUUUCAACUUUAUUUCUGUUUGUUGAAUUUCAAAAAGCUUGAGUCUGAUUGAAUAACUAUCUGUCAUGAGAUGAUGUGUAUGUUGCAUGAAAGACCUUAAAUACUGCUGUCCAAAGACAUUUUCAAAAUCUUCUUGAUGGUCAGGGUAACUAAACAAGAGGGCUGAUAUGGUAACUCUGCUAUUUCUUGUUGCAUUUCUGAUGCAGCAGUGAAAAGAUGCAGUUUUCAUGGUACGUUUUAUUAACCAUUUCCUAGGUUGAUUUUCUAGAUGUUAUGUUGUUUCAUUAUUAGAUAUCAUUACAAUAAUCUCCUCUGACUGUAUAAAUUCAUUUCAUAUCAUUUGUAACAUUUGAAUUUGAUGAAUACCGAUGUCUUUUAUAACUGUGUUUGCCACAAUUCCACUUUUUUAAAUGGCUGUUACAUAUUUGCAUGACCCUCCCCUCCCCUGUUAUCUGAGUUUUCUAAUCUCAGUGGUGCUAGUAUUCUGUGUUAUGAUGUGGUUGCUAAUAGUUACAGAGUAAUUUUUUUAUCAUAGAAAUUGAGCUUUAUUGUGGCUGUUGUUAAGCUUUCAUCUGUUACUUUCUGUCGUUUGAUUCAUUAAUGUUAUAACUGUUAAAUGAAUUAAAUAGAAAAGGUUGUACCAGUACAUUGAAUGUGAGAAGUGGGAUAUUUUCUUUAAAAGUGUGUUAGGAAUUUGAAAUCUGGAAAGAGUAAAGGAACUUAUAUUGUGAGUAAUUUGGGCUAAAAUACAUGAUCAACUGUUCCUACUUCCAUUGAGAAAUAAUGCAUGCUAUUCGUCCUUUGGAGUAUAUACUGUAUUUCAUAAAUUAUAGCUGGGGAAUCUGCUUGUGUGUGACUAGGAUAGUUGAUGGCUAGCUUUGUUAACUUUCACACUGUCUUCCCACUGUUUGCUAUUGUUUAUACUGUUAUAGUAUUUUAUAGUAGAUAGUUAUUUGUUACUGAUGUCAAAUCUUUGAUCCGCCCUUUCACAAUUUUGGGUCUGAUUUGAUCCACCCUUUCACAAUUUUGGGUCUGAUAGAGGUACAUAUGUUUGUUUGAUGCAAGUAUAAUGCUUUAAGCCAUGCACAAUCACUGCAAUGUUAUUGUCAGAGUAGAAGUUAAUAACUGUUGUCAUAUUCUGAUUAAGCACCUGAAUGUCAUGUUUGAAGGAACGCAAUUUGUUCUGUGUAGAUGGUUUAACAUACUUUAAUAAGACAUCUCUGCUGUUUAUUUUAAAACAGUAAAACUAAUGUUAGAAUGGUGAUUUUAAGGCCUAAAUUAAACUUGUUUGUUUUUCCUUUUCUACCAAUAUGGGAAAAAAAAUGAUUACCGGUAGCCUCAGAAAUUGUUUUUUCCUGUUUUUUCUGAUGAAAUUUUUCCUCUUUUUUGAAUUCUAAAUUAUGAGACCUUUCCAGGUUUAAUAUUCCCUUGUGCAAGUUGACUUGUAAUGCAAUUUCUUUCAUUAUCUUUACAUGUAGUCAAAAGACAUUGCAUGUGACUAUUUUACAUUUUUGGGGCUCAAAAUAACUAUCCAUAGGCAGAGACAUAUAUAACAGAGAUAUAUAAGCAACUUUCUCACUAUAUAAUAAAAGUACCCUGUCUUAAGGUUUUGGUGAUAGGAAUGGAACUAUUGAACUUGAUAUUUUAUAUUACUACAUGUACAAUGUUAUAUAUAAUUUCAAUUGAAGUGUGCAUAUUAUUAAUUAACCAGAGACGGAAAAGGGGGGUAAUAUUAAACUUUGUGAAGUUUCUGAUCUUUGUUAAUAUAUGUCUCUUUGAUAGAUCAAAACUGUGAAUCACAAGGGGAAAACAAUAUCUUAUUCUAAACUGUGAAACAAUAUCUUAUUCUAAGCCUAAUUAAGAAUAGUCCGUGUGUGUGUUCUCUGAAAUUUUGCUUAAAUUCGUGUUUUCUUGUACAUGUAGUUGAUGUUGGGGGGAAAAAAAUCAUAGCUUGUUUUAAUAUCCAUUUCAUUACCUUAAUUUAAGACUUGGAAUAUUGAAUUGAAUUAGAACAAUGAUUUAAUGAAUAAAACAGAAUGUAAUCUUUGCGUAUAAUACACUUAUAUUCUAUAAUAUUCAGCAAGUAUAAAAUGAAUGCAGUGGUAAUGUUGUGUGUGUAUUACUGUGUAUACCUACAUCCUCACAUCAGGGAUACCCAAGUCCACUCGUGAGGUGGUGUACAUGUAGCUGUUAACAUGCCUGUGCAAUAUUUAUAAGUGCAAUAAAACUCAGAACAAUU